Vollenhovia emeryi is the source of this 5804-nucleotide messenger RNA. Its product is annotated as transmembrane channel-like protein 7. The transcript is spliced from 4 exons. Gene Ontology annotation, cellular component: plasma membrane. Gene Ontology annotation, molecular function: mechanosensitive monoatomic ion channel activity. The record is from RefSeq and is a predicted model, not a curated record. Bases 564 to 2873 code for a protein of 769 amino acids. NCBI's taxonomy places the organism in Eukaryota, Metazoa, Arthropoda, Insecta, Hymenoptera, Formicidae.
UGACGUAUGAGACAAACAGCGGAGAGAUGCCGAGGUGCGGGCCCGCGUCGAUGAGCCCUCGCGAGCCGCUCUCGUCCGUCGCGGUUUUGGCGGAGCCGAAACGUCGGACGCGGUGUCGUCGGCCACGUUGAUCGCGGAGGGUCGCCGAGCGUGGGCCUUCGCGUCCGACGGACGCGCGACAUUUACAUACAUCACGGCGCCGCCGAGAGACAGUGCGGCCGACAAGAGCGGGCUCACCGAUACAGCCGGAGAUCAAUUGUUGUAUUCGGGCACCGUUAUCAGUAUCGAUCGGCGGAAAUCUCGCGUCAACGAGAGGUAUCUCGUCUGAUCUGCUCAUUUUGGACGCUUGUCGCACUAUUAUUAUCGUCGGAUGAGCGACAUUGCCCGCGGCUGUUACCGGGGCGCGUGUGAAGACUCAAGAGACGCUGGAUUGGGAGGUGGACCAAGUGCCCGAGUCAUGCGUCAAGCCGUGCGAACGUAUGCGAAAGGAAACGUAUAAAAUUGUGACUUUUGCGCGCGACUGACCUGGUUGAGUAAGACUGGUCGGAAGUCUCAGCCUGAAAAUGUCGGGCGGCGAGAGGAAGAAGAGAGGAUGCGACCGAGGGCACGGAUGGGAGGAGGCCGGUGCCGAGUUCUAUCAGGAGAGCUAUCCGGCGGCCAUGGAGGCGGAUCUGCAGCAGGCGCUGCAGAGGGAUCCCUCGCACAUCGCAACCUUGCUUCCCAGCAAGAAAUCCCGCGUCGCCACGGCGAAACGGAUUCGCAACGACACGAAAAUGACGUUGAGGAGGCGCACGAGCACCAGAUCGCGUGGCACCACGACCUCGAGGCGUAUGUCGACCACCAUACACGACGCGGCCGUGUCGAUGCUGCCAGAUCUGUCGGAGAACCUGUCCAACGAGGAGCGCACCUGGGAGGAAAUCAUGCAGAUCAAGGCUAUGCCCGUGUGCAUGUCUCAGAAGAUACAGUUGAAGAACCAGUUACAGAGCGCUACGAAACUAAGACUUCAGGGCUUCGAGCAGCUCAAGUGGCAGCGCAGAAAAGCCUGGCAGCAAUUUCGCAUCAGGAUGAAGGAAGCCUACUCCAAGAUGGAGCUGUGGAACAACAGUCUCAAGAAGAUAGGCGGUAACUUUGGGAUGGGCAUAGUCGCGUACUUCCUGUUCAUCAAGUGGCUCAUGUAUCUUAAUCUGCUCUUGUUCGCGAUUAUAUUCCUGCUGGUGGUGUUGCCAGCGAUAGUGCUGGAGGUGCCGGAGAACGAGACGUGCUCGCCUAACAACACCGCCAGCGUGGCCUGCUGCUCCGAGUUGUACAAAAACAAGAUCAACGAAAGCAGCAGUAUAACCAAGAUCGUGCAAGACGGCGGUAUACUAGAGUACAGUCUGCUGUUUUACGGCUCGUACACGCACAAAAUCUACGAGAGCAUGGGCGCCAAUUUCUACUACAAUUCGCCGCUCUCCUACGUCUGCGCCAUCAUCAGCGUCUUCAUCGUCAGCUUGGUAGCGAUCGUACGAUCGGCGGCCAAGGGUUUCAGGGAGCGAGUCGUGGAGGGCGAGGGUCAGUUUUACCGGUACUGCAAUCUGGUGUUCGGCGGCUGGGAUUACUGCAUUAACAACGAAAGAUCGGCCUCGAUAAAGCACAAGGCACUGUAUAACGAGAUGAAGGCGUUUCUGGAGUCGGAGAGGCUGGAGGAGGAGCGGCGAAGCCGCACGCCGGAGGAGGAGGCCAAGUUGUUCUUCAUGCGCCUCUUCGUUAAUCUGAUAAUCCUCACGGUAUUGGCCGGCUGCGGCAUAUUCAUUUAUUACAUAAUCGACUUCUCGUUCACCCAGGUGUCGGCGCACCUGGCGAAAGACUACGAGAUAUUAAAUCUGUUCUUCGAAUUCCUUCCGUACAUAUGUAUCGUCGGGCUUAACGUGGCGGUGCCGUUCCUCUUUCGCUACCUGGUCGCCCUGGAACGUUACAGUCCGUCUUACGUCGUUAAAGUGACGCUAUACAGAACCAUGUUCUUCAGAUUCGCCUCCCUCGCCGUUCUAUUAACGUCUCUGUACAAGCUCGUCGCGGGCAGAAUCCCGGACAACGAAUGCGCCAGCAGAAAGAACGAGCAGCCGCUGUGUUGGGAAACGUUCGUGGGACAGCAGUUCUUCAAGCUCUACACCACCGACAUUUUCAUCCAAUUUUUCAUGACGUUCUUCAUCAACUUUCCACGCUCGUUGAUCGCGCGCCACACCGAGAACAAGGUGUUGCGCUUCGUCGGCGAGCAGGAGUUCGACUUGCCCAAGCACGUGCUGGACAUCUUCUACUCGCAGACGGUCUGCUGGCUCGGCUGCUUCUACGCCCCGCUGUUACCCAUGGUCGCCGUCGUCGGGACGUUCUUGCUGUUCUACAUAAAGAAAUUCACUUGCCUGGUGAAUAGCACACCGUCGAACAAGAUUUACCGCGCCAGCAGGUCGAACUGCCUGUUCAUGUUCAAUCUGCUCAUCUCCUUCAUCCUGGCGGUGAUACCGGUCGGCUACUCCAUCGCGGAGAUCAUGCCGUCGAAAUCGUGCGGGCCGUUCCGGGGAUUGGAGUCCGUGUGGAUGUUACUGAUCAUGACGUUCGCGCAGUUUCCCAAUUGGCUGCAGUCGAUUCUAUCCUUCCUGGGCACGGCCGCCUUUGGUAUACCGGCAUUCGUCGUCCUCUCUCUGCUUCUCUACUACUAUUACGUCAUGUGGCUGGCGAACAAGCACAUGGUGACAGUAUUGAAAAAUCAACUGGUAUUAGAGGGCCACGACAAGCAAUUCUUACUCAACAGGCUCAGCGCCUUCAUCAAGCAGCAACAGGAUCAGAACAAGUUUCAGCAGGAGCAGGCCAACGAGUUAGGCACAUUUCAGCAUGUAUAAAUGAUAUAAAACUUGAUUUGAUAUUCUUAUGGAUGUACAAAUUUAGUGGAAGCCGUUUUUAAAUCGCGCGCAACCGAUGAAACCGUCGCGUCGGUUCGAACGCGAGUCAUUUUGCUUACGAUUUUUAUAGGUUUUGCUUACCGAAACGUAAGACUGUCGACUUUGUCUUUUUUAUUAUCGUAUUACACACGAGUGGCACUUAUAUAAUAGUUUUUUGAUAUUCUACCGAAUUGGAUAAAAGCUACGACAAGGAGCGCCGGACAAUAUACGAGCAAAUUAAUACGUAUCUCACAUACUGCCUGUUGCGGUGUUUUGCGUCUUUGUACAAUACUUUUUGAGAAUUGAAUGUAUCAAGCCCGUAUCAGACUACGGAUUGAGAUUAAGAUUAGAUGGAAAUUUCACCAGAGUACAGUUUACUAAUCUCAAAUUUAACGAAUUUUACUCUGAUUGGUAUACUUCAUCAGAUUGCCAGUAUUGAUAUAAAUAAAAUUUCAAAUUUCAAUCGACCUCUUGUAUGUAAGACAUUUACUCCUAGAUCUCACUUGAAAAGGACCUAAACCAAAGGUCGAAACGUUGUGAAGGCGUAUUCAAUAGAUGUGGACAGCUGAGGUCGAUUGGAAUUUGAAAUUUUAUUUACUCUGACUAGUCAAAUUUCAGUCUAAUCAAUCUCAACUCGUAGUCUGAUACGGGCUUUACAGUUACGAUCACUGCCACAAACGAAUUAGUUUUCGCGUAUUUUUAGAUUAGUUUUGAGGAACUUCAAACGGGACAUAUCUCACAUUCUAGGAAACUCAAUCGUCUCAUGUAUAUGAAAAUGCACAUCUGAGAUCAGGGUACAAAGGAAAGAAUAAAAAAAAAACGAAGAGAUACGGUGUUGUGUGGGAGCGUUAUGCAAUAGCGAAAGAAAUCGUGAAUUAUUUAAGUAUUCAUUGAUUCCGUAUAAUUUGAUGAAUAUCUACAAAUUGUAUGACCACACGCGUAAUUGAAGAUCUACUUUAGAACGUAAUCCUCGUCGGGAAUAACAUAUUAUAAGAUAAUGUGAUCCUAUGUAUGUCUAGCUUAAACAGAUUAAAUCGUUAAGAGAGCCCAGCGAGAAAUGAUUCGUCGGUCGAUGUCGAAUCGUUUCAACGAAUCACUUCUCACUGGGAGAAAACGGGCAGAGCGAUCGGUCUGCCUGUGUCCGCCACUCGGGUGGGAACCUUCCUAGUUCGCCCGAGGCUUCGUCUCGCUGGCCCCAAUUCGAACGGGUGGGUGCCCGCCCGAUUUAUACGCAAGAAGUGAUUAAAAUAUGUUUAGCUAAAUACACGAAAAACGGCAGCAAGACUUACGUCCUCUCUAUAGGACGUGCGUAUACUUCCCCCAACUUUACGAGUAAACGUUAGAGAGCUUUUGCAUAAGCGAAACCAAGUGACACAUGCAGCGGACCUAUUUUCUAGCGUAGUCCCUUAGACGUUUGUAAUGUAAUAGGUCUUACUGUAAAUAGGUCCUCUAGAGCCUAUGAGAAUUUAUUUUACUAGCGAUAUCUAUAGUAAGCGUCGGGGAAAAUGAGAGGUAUUUUAUUAUAGUUAUCGUUUCGUUAUCGAGGCUUUAAUAAUUUAGUGUGUAGGAAACGAACGAACGCGCGUGAGAAUUCCAUGUAUACAUACACAUUCGGGAUUUUUUAAUUGUAUAAAUCUCGUAUACCUCAGUAUUGUUAUCUGACGCCAAAGAUAAUUCAGAUUGAGACUGUAAUAAUUUACUUAUUUCAGGUAUUAACGCGAGAAAUAUUGUAAAUGUACUUCGUUACGCACAACCUUAUCGUUGCCGCGCGACUCUUCACGUAACGCAGAGGAACGUCUUUCAUUUUAGCGUACGUUUAGAAGUCAAUUUUGUAAGCCUCGUGCACGGAAUACACGCUGUCGCAGAUCGGACCCUUUGGCCUAAAAUAAUUCAAUGCACAUACACGCCGCGUGCCGGGAAAUGUAUUUUGUAAAUCUCACAUUUGUAUAAUUAAGACAGCACGUACGGAUGCUCAGACAUCCUUCCCCAUACAGCACAAAUUGUUACAGAAAGGUUUCAGAAAGAUUUCAAAAUUAUUUCAAUAUUUUGAAAUUUUAAAAGAUGACUCAGUAGUCAAUCAUUGCUUUAUUAUACUUUUACAAAAGUUGUAAGUUGAUGGGCUACCGUGUCGUCUUUUGCAGCGCGGCAAGCAUUUCAACGUUCCAUAUAUGUGACUCAAAAGACGAGAAAAAUCUUUUUGUAAUAUUCGCAUUAUUUUUUCAAAUUUAUUGCAUAUGAUAGAUUUCUGAAACAUUUCUGUUGCAUUAUUUUAUAUGACAUAUUGCAGAAUUCUGUCAGAAAUGUUGAGCAUGAAAUGUGAAAUAUCGAAAUAAUUUUGAAAUCUUUCUGCAACAAUUUGUGCUGUAUGGGUCCUUAAUUUAUCAUAGACGUCACAAGCCCUAUCGACGGCACUAUAUAAAUGCAUUUAAUAUAAAAUCGAAUAUAAAGUUGUGUAAAACAUAUAAUCUUAUGUAAAACAGAUUUAUGUCCCCGGGAGGAAUUCGCUGAGCACGCAUUUACAAUUAAACGAGAAGCAAUCAAGUCCACAGAGGUAUCUUGAGUAGGCAGCUCCGUUUCCUUUGAAUGUCGCCGCUAAUUAGAUUACGAUAAAUGCCACCGCUAUCUUCUCUUUACGCAUCUUAGUCGUAGAUUCUUAUGCCCACUAUCAUAGUUCAUACGGUCAUUAUCUGUGGCGUAACCGCGUAAUGACGUAAAAAUAAAUCUGUUAUACAAAACGCCUUUAUUAUAUUUCUCUUUUCCAGGUAUAAAAAUGUCACGUCCAACGGGAACAUACUCUUGUUUUAUAAGUUAUGUUAAAAUAAUCUUCUCUUAACGCCGCUUAUGCGUCUGACGAGUGUAACUGAAAAUUAUUAAAGAAAUGUAUUAGAACGA